AUGGCCGCCGGCGCGAUUGACGGUGCCUCGUCCAUCACUGUCGCCGUUCGCGUCCGACCUUUUACUAUCCGAGAGGCUGCACAACUGACCCGCGUCGACGAUGGCCCGCUCUUUCUCGGCGAUGGAUCUCUGGCCGCCGCACCUGUCCAACGCCAUGCCGGCAAGGGAAUCAGAUCCGUUAUCAAAGUCAUGGACGAGAAAUGCUUGAUCUUCGACCCGGAAGACUCGAGUACCCAAGGACGUUUGCGGCCAGGCAUGGGAGGAAAGAGGACCAAGGACCAACCCUUCACCUUCGAUCGAGUCUUCGACGACAACACCACCCAAGCCGAAGUCUACGAAGCCACCACCAAGAACCUCCUCGACAGCGUCUUCGACGGCUACAAUGCCACCGUCUUUGCCUACGGUGCCACCGGUUGCGGAAAAACACAUACCAUCACCGGUACAGCGCAACAACCCGGUAUCAUCUUCCUGACCAUGCAAGAGAUGUUUGAGAGAAUUGGUGAGAUGCAGGAGGAGAAGCAGACCGAGGUCACCCUUUCAUACCUCGAAAUCUACAACGAGACAAUUCGCGACUUACUCAUUCCCGUCGGCGAGGUGACUAAACGAGGCCAGGGCCUGAUGUUGCGCGAGGACGCCAACCAGGCUGUGUCUGUUGCAGGCCUCACCUCGCACCGCCCUCAGAACGUCAACGAAGUCAUGGACAUGCUCAUUCGAGGAAACGAGAACCGCACCCAGUCACCCACCGAAGCCAACGCAACAUCGUCCAGAUCUCACGCCGUCUUGCAAAUCAACGUCGCUCAGAAAGAUCGCAAUGCUGGCCACUCGGAGCCCACCACAUUUGCAACCCUUUCCAUCAUCGAUUUGGCUGGAUCAGAAAGAGCUUCGGCGACAAAGAACCGUGGUGAGCGCUUGCUCGAAGGUGCCAAUAUCAACAAGUCUCUGCUGUCUCUGGGAUCAUGUAUCAAUGCUCUUUGCGAUCCAAAGAAGAAGAAUCACGUGCCCUACCGCAACAGCAAACUCACCCGUCUGCUCAAGUUCAGCCUGGGCGGGAACUGCAGGACCGUCAUGAUCGUUUGCGUCAGUCCAAGUUCUGUUCACUUCGACGAAACACAAAACACCUUGCGUUACGCCAACAGAGCCAAAAAUAUUCAAACCAAAGCUGUUCGCAACGUCUUUAAUGUCGACCGCCACGUCAAGGACUAUCUAAAGAAAAUCGACGAGCAAAUGGCUCUUAUCAAGGAUCUGCAAGCCCAACACAAGGAAUUCGAGUCGCUCGCCUUUGCCAAAUUCAAGAAGACCGACGACAAGAGGAGCGCACUACUGAAGGAAGCUCUUGCCAGGAUUCGUGCCGCAUACGAUCACUCGGGCGAUGAACGCAAAGAGCAUAUCAACAAUGUGAAGCGCCUGCGACAGAUUGAACGUAGAAUUGGCCUCAUCUCUGCCUGGAUUGGUAGUUUCGACCAGGUAGUCGAGAACCGUGAGGAUGAGGAACCACCGCUUAGCUUGGUCGCCAUGCGCAAAACCGCCCUAGGCAUAGUCGCAGAGCUUGAGGGGAGCAGACAGCAUUAUCACAAGCGCCUCGCCAAGGCAAAUUGGGAGCGUACUCUAGAUACCGCCCUGCAAAAUGGCAUUCGUCAGGUGCAGGAAGUUGACGGCUCAACAUCUAUGACGUCUCCUGCAAUUGCGAGCUUGAAGCAAGAGGUUGAGGUGCUGCGUAGCAGAGCAGAGAGAGAAGCGCAAUCAGCCGUUCUUGAUCAAGAAAAGACUGGCGAUGCCGCACUUGUACAAGUCUUGCUACAAGCACACUUCGAGACCAUCGCUAUUCUAGGUCAAAUCAUGCAGAUGGACGAGGAAGAAGCAGUCAAAGCAGCCAAGAAUGUCCUCACCAAGCUGCUAAAUGCGUGCACAGAAGCGACUUCACAAGUCAUCCGACCAGAUGGCGGUCUUGCAAUCAUCGAAGCAGUACCACCGACCAAGUCAGGAACACCGAAGAAGAAGAAGGCUAUCAAUCUCGCUGGGCCUUCUCCUAUAAAAGCAAAAAUUCGCCCGAGCAUAGUCCCUCCACAGUUCAGACAGUCUCCUAACAUGGGAUCAGUUCCAGCUUCACCGAGGCGAAGGAAGUUGGUGGCUCCUAGGAAGUCCGUGGCUUUCAAUGGCGGCGGCACUCCUAAGAAGAAGUCAUCAUCACCAGCCAAGGCUACAAGGCGUGGCGUACGAUGGCGGGAUGAUACAGAAGAUGGCAAGCUGGAAGAAUUUCAACCAACGCCACCAGGACUGGACUCUUCGUUUAACGAGCCAGAUAUGUCACAGUCCGCUGCCUCGCAGUAUCAGCUAGGUGAAAAUUCUGACACCCUCGACUCGAGUCCUAUUCCUCCUCCACCAGUGCCAUCAUCAGAGCUCCGCUCGAGGAACAGCCGCUUCCAAGCAGGAUUCCUGAAGAAGGGUGAUGGUUCACCUGUGAUGCCAGCACUAUCCAAUCUUGCAUCGGCAGCGUCCGAGAACCUCUCUCCUUUGCGCGAGAUUGAAGCUAACAGCACGUUUCAACCAAAGAGAUCACCGAUACCAAUCCGGCUUCAGAAGGCUGCAGAGUUUGCUGGUGAUGACCAAACUGGCAGCAGUGCAUCGGACAACGACGACCCAACAAGAUCGCUCCAAGAUUCGGCUCUACAGAUCCAGUCUGCUAUGAGAAGGCGCACGUCCACCGGCUCAAAUAGACAUCGCAGACGCAGCCCCGCAGCCCAAACAAGUGGCUCACCAAAUUCGUCCAACGAGAACAAUCUCUUUACAGCAAGUCAUGCCCGCCGAAUGGUUAAGAGCGAGAAAGGCGAGGCGAACAAUGUAUUGAGUCCACGUUCUGCUCCGGUUGUGAAAAAUGCACCCAGCAUUGCCAGUCUCCGCAGUGUUUCUCGCGAGAGCACCAUUGGCGGUGGAAGCAUGCGUGUGGCUCCUAUUCGCACGCAGAGCAUGGCUGCGAGGAAGGAUGUACCUUCAGCCAAGACUGUCUGGAGGUAA
Aureobasidium namibiae CBS 147.97 is the source of this 3012-nucleotide messenger RNA. Its product is annotated as kinesin-domain-containing protein. Gene Ontology annotation, biological process: microtubule-based movement. The coding region runs from base 1 to 3012 and encodes 1003 amino acids. The record is from RefSeq and is a predicted model, not a curated record. NCBI's taxonomy places the organism in Eukaryota, Fungi, Ascomycota, Dothideomycetes, Dothideales, Saccotheciaceae. The transcript has 4 exons. Gene Ontology annotation, molecular function: ATP binding; microtubule binding; microtubule motor activity.